ACAAGAGCAGUCCCGUUCUAAACUGGUACCACUGAACCCCUGUAAACUCGGCACGAUGUUAUGAGCGCAGCAGGAUAGGUGGUCCAUAAAGAAGAGCGGCUAAACUACCUAGGGCACUAUCCAAAAUGUCCUCACCAGGAUCCAGACGGAAUAGUUGCCGUGGAGCAGUGUGUGGAAGCCGGGCGACGUUUGAAUACCAAGUCCGUCGCCGGAGCUCCAGCUGUUCUUACUUUGCAUCUGGAGCGCAAACGGGAGACUUUUCCGUGAGUCUGAGCCAACCUAUGUUUACCAUAACGCUCAGGUUUUUGCUGGCGAUAGAUCUGUGGCUGUCCAAACGGCUCGGAGUGUGCGCCUGUGAGGGGUCUGCAUGGGGCGGCAUACGCCCCUUGGUCCGGCUGGUUGAGUUCUCCGGUCAUGUCAUCCCAUGGCUCAUCGGCGCCGUGUACACUCUGCUCCGUGGAAGAAGCGUGGAGGAGCAGGAGAUCAUGCUGAAUUUGGCUUUGGCUCUGAUUUUGGAUUUGCUGUUGGUCAGAAUUGUGAAGACGCUGGUCAGACGUCGCAUGCCUGCACAGAACCGCUCAGAGAUCCUCUCCGCCUUCUUCGUGGAGCGUUAUUCCUUUCCUUCGGGCCACGCUUCAAGGGCGGCCAUGUGCGCCCGGUUCUUCCUUGCCCAGCUGGUGGACACAGAUGCCAUGCGGCUCCUGGUGGUGGGAUGGGCCGCUUUGGUGAGCCUGUCCCGACUGCUGCUUGCAAGACACUAUGUGACAGAUGUGGGCUUUGGUUUGGCUAUGGGCUACUGCCAGUACAGCCUGGUGGAAAGACUGUGGGUGACUUGGGACUUGCUGCAGGACAUGCUGGUCGCUGGGCUGGGAGAAACACUGAACAGGGCUUAUGAUGGACUCUGGAUGAUAGAUUGGAAACAUUAGGUUAGGCUUAGGUGUGUGUGUGUGUGUGUGUGUAGGGACAUUGUCUAGCAUGAGUGUGUGCAAUUCUGAGAUUUCCUGUCAUUGAAGUUACUUUGUGUACAUACUGAUACUUCCUCUGUAUCAGUGUUCUGUAUAUUUCUUUGUGUUCUCUUUUGUUUUGAAGUAGGAAUGUUGAACAUUUUACCUCUAUUAAGAUGCCCGAGCUGCUUGUUUGCACAUCAGUAUUCAUAAUGCAUGGACUUAAUUUCACAGGCCUGAAACCAAAGCUGAUUAUUUUUUUGUUUUUAUAAAAAGGAAGCUGUGUAUCAUUUUAAGAUGGAGCUUUCUACUUUGCUGAGACUUUUUUUUUUGACUGAAUGUGAACGCUUAAACGAUCGUAUAAAAAUGAGGCUGCCGCCAUACAUGUGGUUCAGCAAUGAGCUGCCACAAUCCACAGUGUGUUUGUGUGAACACUGUUGUGAGGGAAGUCAACUCACACUCACCCAAGUUUCCAUCAGCUGCUGCUGAGUCUCCUGACUGUCACUGUACGGUAAUACACUCUAUCUCAUCUUACAGUGUUGGUAAACUGCUGCCACCACCUCCUUUUUAACAUACAAUGCAACUUUCAAAUUAAACAAUUGUUACAGAAAUCCAAAUAAUAUAUGUUAACAUGUUAAAUAAGUUAAGACAGCAUACAUGAUGGAAUUGCAUGCGCAGCCUACAUGAAUAGAGCUAGAAAGUUUGGUGAGUUGUGCUCAGGUUGCAAGGGAAACACGGGGCUA
Archocentrus centrarchus (flier cichlid) is the source of this 1687-nucleotide messenger RNA. Its product is annotated as phospholipid phosphatase 6-like. The record is from RefSeq and is a predicted model, not a curated record. Lineage: Eukaryota; Metazoa; Chordata; Actinopteri; Cichliformes; Cichlidae. The transcript is spliced from 2 exons. The coding region runs from base 126 to 926 and encodes 266 amino acids. Gene Ontology annotation, molecular function: sphingosine-1-phosphate phosphatase activity.